Molecule: messenger RNA, 1202 nt
Organism: Photinus pyralis (common eastern firefly)
Lineage: Eukaryota; Metazoa; Arthropoda; Insecta; Coleoptera; Lampyridae
Product: MAGE-like protein 2
Exons: 2
Coding region: 1-1071 (356 amino acids)
Source: RefSeq, a predicted model, not a curated record
AUGAGGGCUUUGCUAGUCGUUGGUGCCGCGUACCUGUGCUGUGCUCUAGCUGCGGAGCCCGCCAAGAAGGAGGCCGUGGAAGCGACGCAGGAGAUCAAAAAGCAGGAUAAACGCGGCGUGCUGUUGGGUGAUGGUGGUCAUGAUUUCGGUGGAUUUGGAGGUGGUGGUUUCGGUGGCCACGAGGAAUAUGGCGGUGGUGAUUUAGGCGGCCAUCAAGAACACCACGAGCACGUUAAAACCGUGGUGGUUGAGAAAAAAGUACCGGUGCCUUAUACUGUGCACAAACACGUUCCGUAUACAGUUGAGAAAAAGGUACCUUACGAAGUUAAAGUUCCGGUUCCACAACCUUACACUGUAGAAAAGAAGAUACCGGUGCCAGUGAAAGAAAUCGUUAAAGUACCUUACUUGGUACCCCAACCGUAUGAGGUUAUCAAGAAAAUCCCUUACGAAGUUAAGGUACCCGUGCCUCGUCCUUACGAAGUAAAAGUGAAUGUUCCUCAACCCUACACCGUUGAAAAGAAGAUUCCGUACCCAGUCAAAGUACCUGUGCCAGAACCUUACAUCGUCGAAAAGAAAAUACCAGUGCCGUACAAAGUCGAAAUUCCAGUGCCUCAACCCUACACUGUUGAAAAGAAGGUGCCUUAUGAAGUCAAAGUGCCAGUUGACAGGCCUUACGCAGUUCACGUACCUAAACCGUACACUGUCACCGUCGAAAAGCACAUCCCGGUACCGGUCGAUAAACCAAUACCUUAUGAAGUUAAAGUUCCCGUCGAUAAGCCUUACCCAGUUGAAGUUCCCAGACCAGUUCCGUACCACGUAAAAGUGCCAGUACCUCAGCCAUACACAGUCGAAAAGAAGUAUCCCGUUGAAGUUGAGAAACCAGUACCGUAUCCCGUCAAAGUACCAGUCGACAAACCCUACCCUGUGUACAAAGAAAUACCAGUACCUGUAGAAAAACCAGUUCCAGUUCCAGUUAAGAUCCCAGUUCACUAUCCAGUUCAUGUACAUUCUCAUCACGAACAUGCAGAUUUUGGGGGUGAAUUUGAGGGAUCUCAUGAUCACCAUUAUUAACAAAAUUGAUUGAUUGUUGCGAAACAUCUUACAUCUUUGUCUGAACUUUUUGUUAUUUACGCUACGGAUUGAACGAAAUCAAGGACCGUUGCGGGGUUGAUUUGCUCAAUUUAGAAGAAUAAGUUCUAAUA